This is a messenger RNA of Iphiclides podalirius (scarce swallowtail), 621 nucleotides long. The record is from the annotation of a GenBank genome assembly. NCBI's taxonomy places the organism in Eukaryota, Metazoa, Arthropoda, Insecta, Lepidoptera, Papilionidae.
AUGGGCGAUGAAUUGCCUGUUACAUCCUUAGUUUUGCCAGUACUUAUACGUCCCGUUUUAACUCAGCUAGAAAAAUAUGACUUAGGUGCAUCUCAAACUUUAAGAGCAGCUUUAACAAAAGCUGAAGCAGCUGUGCCAGGACUUAAUUAUGACUUAGUAGCUGGUAUAAUGAGGAGAGCAGAUAUACCAGUUAAUAUGAAUGAGAGUUUGCUUAGACUACAAGGCACUCUGACUGAAACUGAAUGUGCUGAUUUAAGGUUAAAUCGAUCUGAAGAAGCAUUUCAGGAAUUAAAUAAAAAGUCUGCAGCUUUAAAGAAAAUUUUAAGCAGAAUCCCUGAUGAAAUUACAGACAGGAAAACUUUUUUAGAAACAAUAAAAGAAAUAGCUUCAGCUAUUAAAAAAUUGUUGGAUGCUGUAAAUGAAGUAUCAACAUACACACCUGGACAAGGAAAACAGGCAUUGGAGCAAAGAAAAAGAGAGUUUGUUAAAUAUUCUAAGAGAUUUUCUAACACCUUGAAGGAAUAUUUUAAAGAAGGACAAGCUAAUGCUGUAUUUGUGAGUGCAUUGUAUCUUAUUCAUCAAACAAAUCAGAUUUUGUACACUGUUAAAAGCAAAUCUGAG